Messenger RNA from Vollenhovia emeryi, 1355 nucleotides. RefSeq lists its product as uncharacterized. The record is from RefSeq and is a predicted model, not a curated record. NCBI's taxonomy places the organism in Eukaryota, Metazoa, Arthropoda, Insecta, Hymenoptera, Formicidae. Bases 328 to 849 code for a protein of 173 amino acids. The transcript has 2 exons.
UUUCACGCUCGUUACCCGCCGUGACUGACACGCCAAUGCAGCGGAAUCGUAAUGGUGUUCGAAUUUACGUCAAUUUGAAUGUAAACGCCGACAAUCGGAGCGUACGAAGAGUCAACCGGAAAUGCUCGUUAUCGUCUCUUCUUCUCAGUAUUUAUAUAUAUUCGCCAAGCACGUCGAGCCACCGUCACUCGGCGAUGUAAAGAUUUCGACGACGCGGUAUCGCGUGGCGUUAACUCUUCGCGCGUAGUUGCUAAGAUGCGCUGAGGACCUCGUCUCCCGCGUAUACUGCACGAUACAAAAAGCUCAAGUAGCCGCUCGGGGUAUAAAAUGUUGAGGAUCACGUUGCUCCUUGGUGCGUUCGACAUCAUUCGAUGCGAGAUGCAGACGACGAGACUGGAAAGGACCGUGGGCGAAGCACCGUCUUGCAGUAAUCCGCCCCUGUGUUACUUAUCGGAUACGUACAAGACGGAGCCGAGGGCCGUGUCUUUUCUACCAUACCUGAAUUCUCCGAAUAUGCGCAAGCAACAGGUGAUUCAGCGCAGCUACUACGGUGGAUUCGGCUCGUCGUGGCCGGCUUAUUACCACGCUUUUGACCCCAUCAGCGUGUUGGCGUCACUGGCGUUCUUGGCAUUUCUACUGCAGUCGUUCGCCACGCUCUUCGAACGCUCGAGAUCGAUCCUGCCGACGAUAGUCAGCGGCCGACAAUCGGACUUGGGAGUCUCGGAGGCCUCGAAGCAUGUGUCGCACGCCCUGCGGGAAUACGUGAGUACUGUAAAGGCUGAACGUGUGAGCCGAGCAACGAGCAAUAAGAAUAUAAUGUACCUGGUGCUUUCAGGAAAAUCUCAAUGAAGAUCUGGAGGAAAAGUAGUCGCUUCCAGUGUUUACACGCGUAGAAAAAAAUAUUGUCUCUCCAAUCUCUCUAAGAAUUUCCGUAAAAUAAUUUAUUCUUCUUUCAAGGAUACAUACAAUUAGUCGACGUACAGCAGAAACUUGUCAGUGUGGGUAAAAUUUCAUUGAACCUUUCGUAUUAAUUGUCAUAAUAUUAUUGUAUUGUAUUAAUUGUUACUUAUGUGAUGUAAACCUCUAAACCCAAGUUUGGUAACGCGGAGCAUUUUUUUCUUAUGCACUCUCUCUCUCUCUCUCUCUCUCUCUCUCUCUCUCUCUUUGGCAACGGAGAUUACAUGAAAUUUUGCUUUUUUUUAUCACAUGAAAUCAUAUAAUGUAAUUUCCGAAGACAGUAAUAAACGAAAGAUUGAGCGGCUCGUCCAAGUUUUGCCUAUAACGUCUUAUCAAUCUUAAAUAAGUCUUUCAGAGACACCUUACGUAAAUACACAAUAUAGUAGGUAGUUAUAAAA